Parathielavia appendiculata is the source of this 1845-nucleotide messenger RNA. Its product is annotated as MFS general substrate transporter. Bases 140 to 1648 code for a protein of 502 amino acids. Gene Ontology annotation, biological process: transmembrane transport. The record is from RefSeq and is a predicted model, not a curated record. Gene Ontology annotation, molecular function: transmembrane transporter activity. The transcript has 11 exons. NCBI's taxonomy places the organism in Eukaryota, Fungi, Ascomycota, Sordariomycetes, Sordariales, Chaetomiaceae.
CCAUCGUCAGGUAGAGCACCGCUAUCGAGACGAAGGGAGGAACUUGAAAUGCACAUAUAUUCUCCGAGGCUAUUCCAUCCAACACGGACCAUGUCUUCUCAUCUCAUCGCCCCGAUCUUCAACUUGCAUUCUUUCCGACAUGUCCAAGUCAGACCCGUCUCCUCCAAACACUCAUGCCAGUGAAAAGGAUGUUGCCGCGGGACAGGUGGCUUCUUGUGAUGUCGAUCCUACGCGUAUGGACAUGGUCGGCGGGAGUGUCAACAUGGACGAGUACCGCAGGACCGUCCCGCGGUGGAAGCGAGCCUAUAAGCACAGUCUGACGCAGAUGAUGCUGCUCAGCAUCCAGGCUUUCUGCGGCCCGGCCAUGUGGGACGCCAUUGCAGGCCUCGGUGGCGGUGGUCUUGCGACCCCUGAAACAUCCAACAUCUCUAACGCCAUCAACUACGCAGCCCUUGCGCUUGUCUGUCUGUUCGGCGGUCCUCUCGUCAACAAGAUUGGCGUCAAGUGGGCUCUGGUCCUUGGUGCCCUGUCCUUUCCCAUUCAGGGGUCGGCGUAUUACUGCAACAGCGCGUUUGGAAACCAGUGGUACCUGAUCUUUGCUGGUUUCAUCUCCGGCGUGGGAACCGGUUGCUGGUAUGUUGCCGAAGCCGGGGCCAUCAUGUCGCUAGCUCCUAGCGGAGCUCGAGGGAAGUAUCUCGCCCUCUGGAUCGUAUCGCGAAAUCUCGGACAGCUCGUUGGCGGUGCCAUUAACCUGGCUAAGAACCACGAAAAAGGCGUCGACGGCGGCGUCACUCCCGACACUUACGUUGUAUUCAUCGUCAUCCAGUGUUUGGCUCUGCCGUUCGCUUUCCUACUCUCUCCGCUCGAGCACGUUGUCCGCUCAGAUGGCACGCGCAUCCACGUCGCUGAGAAGCUCAAGACGCGCGACGAAUUCAAGCUAAUCAAGAUGACCAUGACUUCUCGCCUCAUCCUCCUGUCGGCCUUCUGGGCGCUGUGGUCAUUCUUUUACAGCGGCACCUGGUCUACCUACCUCGCCACUUACUUCUCGACCCGUGCCCGCGCGCUGUCCUCUCUCAUCUCUCCUUUCUUCUGCAUCGUCGGCUGUUUCGGCCUCGGCUUCAUUCUCGACCUGAAGGGCGUCAGCCAGCGCCGGCGCGCUCAACUAGGCCUCUGGACCGUCGUCAUCCUCAACGCGGCCGUCUACAUCUGGUCCAUUAUCAUGCAGGUCGACUUCAACCGCCACAGCCCGGGCCACAUCGAUUGGGACGAGCCGCUCUACGCCAGGUCCUUCCUGCCAUACUUCUUCGUCCAGACGACCGGCCCGCUGUCGCAGUCGUACAUGUACUGGCUCCUGUCGUCCUUUGCCACCGAUGCCCAAGCCAACGUCCGCAACGGCGCCGCCUUCCGCUGUCUCGAAGCCGUGGGGCAGGCCAUCUCGUAUGGCAUGAACACACAGAUCGAGACCAGUCCUUUGAUCGGAUUCAUCGUCUCGUUCGCUCUCAUGGUCGCUGCCGUCGGCCCCAUGCUGUUGCUGGUGCGCUCAACCCCGAAUAGAAUCCCUGCCGAUGUCGCCGUCGAGCAGCAGGAGAAGGCCCAUCUGGGCAAGCUGGGGGCUAUCGGGGAUGAGGAGGUGGGCAGGGGGUUUUAGCGCUCCGACCCCUCGAUGUGCGUAGUGGGCAAAGAAAGAGGCCAUUAUGACGGAUUGGGGGUAUGGAGGUUCGACACUUUCGGGCCACGCGCCAGAAACGUAGCUCCAAAGGAGACUGCUGCUCCCUUCAGCUGAAUUUUCAUGAUGUACCUGUACAUCGAUCGCCGCACGAAUUGGACUGAACUGUGUGAAAGUUC